AUGGCAUCGAAACCUUCAGCUUCCGCAUUAGCUGAUGGCAGCUUGCCAGUAUCCCUGGAUAGCUUCAGACUAUCCUCCGAGGCUUGGAGUAUACUCGCCGCGUUGUUGGCAGCGGUCCUAGCAUACAAGAUCUGGACCGAUCACAAGUUCAAGUUACCACCUCUCAUCAACCCACCGAAAUCGUUUGACCUCAGCGGAGCAGCUGUCAAGAAGGACUUUGUUCAAAGAAGCAAUGAGCUCAUUCAAGAAGGGUUGAAGGCGUUUGGGGGAGAGCCUUACAGCGUGAUGUCCGACACCGGCCGCGUGAUUAUGCUGGCUCCGAAGCAUGUCGACGAGAUUCGAAACGACCCGAAGCUGAGCUUUCUGAAGAACACAGAGCAUGAUUUCCACGCUUACCUCCCUGGUUUCGAACCGUUCGGAGCGGGCAAUGCGAUCCAGAUUCUCAUCAUGGUCGCCAAGAAGCAGCUCACCAAGUUUCUGGUCCUUGGCGACUCGACAGAAUGGCACGAGGUCGGCUUGGGUCAUACCAUUCUCAACGUAGUCUCCCGCCUCUCGUCCCGCGUCUUCCUCGGUCCCGAAAUCUGCCGCAACGAGGCUUGGCUCAACAUCACCGUCAUGUACGUCGUGGACUCUUUCAUCGCGGCCGAAAGACUUCGCAUCGUUCCAAAGCCUCUCCGACGCAUCGUCCACUGGUUCCUUCCAGAGUGCCAGCGCGUCAGAAGUCACGUCGCCCAGACCCGCACUAUCAUCCAGCCAGUAAUCGAUGCCCGAGCACGCGAGAAGCGCAUCGCGGCCGAAGAGGGACGUCCGAUUCCAACAUACGACGAUGCGAUUCAGUGGGGCGAGGAGGAGUCCGCGAGGUCGAAGUACGACCCGGCGAUCUACCAGCUGGCGAUGGCCGGUGCAGCGAUACAUACCACGACCGAUCUCAUGACGCAGCUGAUUUUGAACAUCCUUCCGAGACCUGAGUUGUUGGCUGCGCUGCGGUCUGAGAUGAUUGAGGUUCUCGGGAAGGAGGGUUGGGCGAAGACGUCGCUUUACAACCUCAAGCUCAUGGACAGCGUGAUGAAGGAGACCCAGCGAAUGAAGCCAAUCCAGUCAAUUUCCAUGGGCCGCAUCGCCGACGCCGACGUCUACCUAUCCGACGGAACUGUUAUCCCCAAAGGCAUGAAGGUCGCUGUUGCCAAUACCUCGAGACACGACCCCACUAUCUACGAGAGUCCUCUCGAGUUUGAUGGCUACCGCUUUCUCCGUAUGCGACAAACAGCUGGAAAGGAAAACCAGGCGCACUUCGUUACAACGAGUCCAGACUCUCUUGGCUUUGGCCACGGACAGCAUGCCUGCCCGGGACGUUUCUUUGCCGCGAACGAGGUCAAGAUUGCCAUGUGCCACUUGCUUCUGAAGUAUGAUCUUGAGCUGGUGCCCGGGUCCGAUUCCUCGGUGCAGGUGCACGGCUUCAGUCUGAACUCGAAUAGAGGGGCGAAGAUUAGAGUGAGACGGAGGAAGGAGGAGAUCAACCUGGAGAGCCUGUGA
Colletotrichum chrysophilum is the source of this 1533-nucleotide messenger RNA. RefSeq lists its product as uncharacterized. The transcript has 6 exons. NCBI's taxonomy places the organism in Eukaryota, Fungi, Ascomycota, Sordariomycetes, Glomerellales, Glomerellaceae. The coding region runs from base 1 to 1533 and encodes 510 amino acids. The record is from RefSeq and is a predicted model, not a curated record. Gene Ontology annotation, molecular function: heme binding; oxidoreductase activity, acting on paired donors, with incorporation or reduction of molecular oxygen; iron ion binding.